GUAAAUGGCGGCGCUCGGCGCCCUGCUCCUCUCCGGGAGCCUGGGAAUCUACCCGGACGGCCACUUCGACAGCGUGACCAAGGUGACAACCGGCAACUUCGAGGGCCUCGUCAAGGAGACGGUCGAUGCGGGCAAGACGCUCUUCGUGCGGUGGAUCGCCUCCGCCGGGUGAGGCUGAUGACGCAAGCAGGCGCCUGCGUGGAAUGCUAUCACGAAGGCGUUUGAGAACAACUCUGAUGUGGCAUUUGGCGAUGUCAACCUCUCCGAGGACCAAGACGAAAACAAGCUCCCUGGCGCGAUGUGCGACGUGUUUGGCAAGGAGGAGACGAUGCAGGCCUACGUCGAGGAGAUGGGCGACACGUCCCUCUGCAAGGCGAGCGACGGCGCCGGCUGCGGCGACAAGGAGAAGGACUUCAUCGCAAAGUGGACCGGCAAGCCUGCCGAGGAGGUGACAGCGCAGCUGACGCGGCUGCAGGGCAUGGCGGCGGGCAAGAUGAAGCCCGAGCUCAAGAAAUGGCUGUCGCAGCGCAUCGCCGUCCUCAAGCAGCUGGCGCCCAAGGACGAGCUCUAGGCUGCCCCUCCCCGCGGUUCGGCCGCCGUCCCGCCGCGUGGGCGGCGGGCGGCAGAGCCGGGCGUGUGCUUCCCUCUGGUGUGCCGAUGGGAGACGCCAGUCCCGCGCCCCCCGCCCACGCUGCUACCAUGACGCCCCGGCACGCAAACCCGCGAUCAGCGGGCCGGCCCGGGGUGGAGGGACUUUUGCAGCAGCGGUGGCGGGGGCCGGCACGCCUAGGGGUGAGCACAUCGAUUCCGGCUUGUGUGCCGCGGCGUUUUUUUCUUUGGUUCCUAGAAGAUGCUACAAUAAA
Messenger RNA from Emiliania huxleyi CCMP1516, 863 nucleotides. RefSeq lists its product as hypothetical. The transcript is spliced from 9 exons. The record is from RefSeq and is a predicted model, not a curated record. The annotation marks the transcript as partial. Lineage: Eukaryota; Haptophyta; Isochrysidales; Noelaerhabdaceae.